Messenger RNA from Penicillium soppii, 1575 nucleotides. Its product is annotated as putative GABA permease. Gene Ontology annotation, biological process: transmembrane transport. Gene Ontology annotation, cellular component: membrane. The transcript has 8 exons. The record is from RefSeq and is a predicted model, not a curated record. Gene Ontology annotation, molecular function: transmembrane transporter activity. NCBI's taxonomy places the organism in Eukaryota, Fungi, Ascomycota, Eurotiomycetes, Eurotiales, Aspergillaceae. The coding region runs from base 1 to 1575 and encodes 524 amino acids.
AUGUCUUCGCCGGGGUUGCAGGAGAUUGGUCAUAUAUCAAGCAAGGAGCUUGAUGAUGUUAAUCUGGCGCGGAUGGGCAAGCGCCCCGUUUUGAAGCGAAACUUUGGGUUGAUGUCAAUGCUGGGUUUCAGUUGUACCAUUUUGAUUACAUGGGAAGGAAUUGUCGUGCUUUUUUUGCAAGCAUACCAAAAUGGGGGUCCAGCUGGAGCAGUAUAUGGUUUCCUCUUCGUUUGGGCGGGUGUCGCGGCGACGUUUGUGGUUCUAUCGGAGUUGGCAUCAAUGGCGCCAACAUCUGGAGGGCAGUAUCAUUGGUGUUCCAUGUUAGCUCCGCGAUCUUGUAUGAAACUCUUGAGCUAUCUCACAGGUUGGCUCACUGUUAUUGGGUGGCAAGCCACGUUCGCAACUUCAUGCUAUCUAGUCGGCACCUUGAUUCAAGGCUUGGCUGUGCUCACAAACGAUAGCUACGAACCCAAAAACUGGCACGGAACUCUUAUCUUCUGGGCUAUCGUGGUUUUUUCUGUCGCUAUCAACGGCGUUGGAGGAAAGGUUCUUCCCCGUUUUGAGGGCAUGAUUCUGAUUCUUCAUAUCCUGGGAUUCUUCGCGAUUCUCAUCCCCUUGACUUAUAUGGCGGAUCAUGGAACCUCGAAGGAAGUUUUCACCCAAUUCCUCAACCUGGGAGAAUUCCCGUCCCAAGGGUUGUCCUUCUUUGUCGGAACCGUCGGCUGUAUCUUUGCAUUUGCCGGUGGUGAUGCCGCGGUCCAUAUGUCUGAAGAAAUCACAAAUGCCUCUGUUGCAGUUCCUACCUCGAUCAUGCUGAGUGUCUUGAUCAACGGAUCCAUGGGCUUCGGGAUGCUAAUCGCCAUGCUGUUUUGCAGUGGCGAUCUCGGAACGGCUCUCGAAUCCCCUACGGGAUACCCUUUCAUGUCCAUUUUCUACCAGGCAACAGGAUCCAAAGCUGGUACCGCUGUUAUGGGCUCAAUCGUGACUACUAUGGGUGCCACAACAUCAGUUGGCAUGUUAGCGUCUACUUCCCGCCAGUUCUGGUCUUUUGCUCGAGACCGAGGCAUUCCCGGCUGGCGAAUGUGGAGUCAGGUUACCGAGAGCUCCGGAGUUCCACUCUAUUCCGUACUAGCAACAUCUGUCAUCGCUUGCCUCCUCGCGCUCAUCAACAUCGGCUCGCCAGUUGCGUUCAAUGACCUCUGCUCCAUGUCCAUCUCCGGCCUUUACCUGUCAUAUAUGGUAGUCGGCAGUCUUCUACUCUGGCGUCGCUGCACAGGCGGAAUCAGCUCUGCUCGUAGCAGCGAUUCGGCUAUCGUCAACACCGCUGGUGCGAAACUAGUCUGGGGACCAUUUCACCUACCCGGUAUCUGGGGCAUCCUGAUCAACGCCUGGGCUUUGAUCUAUAUGACCAUUGCUGUCUUCUUUACCUUCUGGCCAACUUAUUGGGUGGUGACUGUCCAGACGAUGAACUUUAGUGUCGUUGGGACUGUGGGUACCGUCCUCCUCAGUCUCGUCUAUUAUUAUAUCCGUGCGAGAAAGAUCUACAACGGACCUAUCAUGGAGCACAAUCUAUAA